GCAAUGGGGGCUGUGGGAGCGUCGCGACGAAGGGCGCCGCAGCUCGUGGGCGGCGCUCGAGCCCGGACCGAGGCAGCACGACGCGCAUCGCCCGCGCAGCAGCGCUCUGAACGGGCACAGCGCAUCGCUGUCUUCUAUGGAGUCGGAGGGAGAAGUGCCGCGCCCUGCACGACAUUCCACGCACUCGCUCAACGACAACGAUCUCGCCAAGGACUUUGAGAAAAUAACGGCAGCUCUUCGCGCGGGAGCGGUGCUGGGAGCGGCGGCUGCCGAAGCGAGCUCACGCUUGGCUCCACGCCUGCCACUGCAGAAGUCCGUCUCCACGCCGAGCAUCGUCGCCGCCGUGCAGCCGCCGCAGCCACAGCCCGUCAACAUCUUGUCGGGCCCGUGUGCAAGCGAGACAGAGAGCGACGAAGACACGUCAGCUACCCACACCACCUCACCGAAUCGCCGCCACAACACGCAUCAGGAGCAUCUUGGACUACAUAGACUUGCUUUUCUUGAACAAGCAGCCUAUGAUCAUCACGCAGAGAAACGACGAAAACGUGGCAGCUUAUUCUUCCGUAAGAAGAAGGACAAAUCACGCAAAGCUGCGCACGCGUGGCAAGCGGCAGGCGGCAGCGGCGACUGCGAUUGGUGUGGUCAGGCGCUUACAGACAAGCCCUCUCUCUAUUGUGACAAUUGUACAAUGACGGUACAUCAAAAUAUGUGCAAAGACUACAUUGUUGAAUGCAAUAAGCCUAAGACGUCAAAGUCAUCGGUCGGAAAAUCAUUGAGUGCAGCUAGCGGCAAAAGCAGUAAACGCAGCUCAGUGUCUGGCCAAUCGCAGAACUCGAACAGCACGAGCGUGUACAACGAUGAAAAGGAUGGAUCAGAUCAUAAACACGACCAAAGCAAUGCAUCAGACGACGCAGGCGUGACAGAAUGGCCGGAGGUAUACCUGACUCCUGAACAGCUAGGCGAGGAAGCCAAGAUACUCGGUCUGGGGGCUUCAGAACCUGACACGUGGGCCGCUGGAGCUCCGAAGGGUCUUGCCAAACACCUUGGAGAUAGAGAAACAAAACGCCAAGAGCACAUAUACGAGCUCAUAUUGACUGAGAAACACCAUUGUCUUACAAUAAGGCUCAUGCAAAAGAUGUUCGUGGAAGGCAUGUUGCGCUUUGCGGGUGUAUCUGCCGCUCAAGUCUCGCGAAUGUUCCCCCGAAUAGACGAACUGUGGACCCUCCACGCGUCUCUGUUGACCAAAUUGCGGAAUCGCCAAAGGGCCUCACCCCAGGUCGCGUCUGUAGCUGAUAUAUUGGCUGAUACUUUUGCGCCGCCUGCUAUGAAUAAGCUUAAGGCUGCUUACGGCGAGUUCUGCUCGCGGCACCGCGACGCCGUGGAGGUGUUCAAGGAGUGCUGUACCCGUGAGCCGCGCCUGGCGCGCUUCAUCCGCAAGUGCCAGCAGAACCCGUUGCUGCGCAAGAAGGGCGUACCUGAAUGCGUACUGUUCGUAGCUCAGAGGCUCACGAAGUACCCUCUACUAUUAGAGCCACUCCUCAAAACAGCAGGCGACGACAUGGCUGAAAGGGAGUUGCUGCAGAGAGCGCUAUGCGGCGUCAAGGAAAUCCUUGUAGACGUCGACAACCAAGUAGCAGCAAAAGAACGCGAGGAUAGGAAACUGGAGAUUUACCACAGAAUCGACGCGAAGUCAUUCGCAUUAUUCCGUGGACGCAAGUUUAAGAAGAGCGACAUCUUGCAAGGGAACAGGAGUUUGAAAUUCGAGGGCGUGGCCAUACUCAUGCAGGGUCGCAGCAAGAUGCAGACGUUGCUCGUGAUCGUCCUCACUGACGUACUCUUCUUUCUUCACGAUAACAACAAUAAGUAUACUUUCUUCACACCUGACAAUAAGACCGGCGUGGUUUCCUUGGUGAAAUUACUAGUUCGCGAGAAGGCCGGCGCAGAAGGCCGCGGACUCUACUUGAUCUGCAGUGGGCCUUCCGAACCUGAGAUGUUCGAGCUGCGAGUGCAUCGGCCCAAAGACAUCCAUGUAUGGAUUCAGGCCAUCAGGGCGGCGGUGCAGGAGUGUCCCGAGGAGGUGGAGGAGUCGGAGGCCGGCGCGCAGGCCACGUCCGCCGAGGAGCGGCAGCGCCAGCUCGAGGCUAGGCAUGAGAAUAUAAGACUGAUUACUGAAGCACUAAGGGCGAAAGACAGGGAGCUCGCGACUAUAUUGGAAGAGAAAAUGGCUCUACACAUGAAAAUGGUCGGACACACUGGGACCUCCACACUCGAUGUACCUAGUGCAGGUAUAAAUACUGUGUUCUCGGGCGGACUCGUGUUCCCGGACUACGUGAGACUGGCUGCUCCCUCCCCGGACACUCAUACGCUGUGGCAAGAAGUCUGCCGUGUCGUAAAGGAUGCCCUGGAAGCAUCGAGUGGUACUUGGGUAAGCGGUGGUUCACUCGGCCGUAGUACAAGUUCGGCUGGUGAACGGCAUUCGUCGACGUAUGAAAGCCCGGCCUUACCACGACGAGCUGAUACCUUCGCCGGCUUUGACGCCAACAAACAUAGAGGAGUGAUCCCGCGCAUGUCGACGGACACGCCCCCGGAGGGCGGUCCGAGCGAAUCGCAGGCCGCUUCUGAGCUGGAGCGAGACCGCGCCCUGGCGUUAGCCGGCGACGCCGCCCUCCGCCUGCAUCACUCCAUCUAUACGCUCACAUGCAUCGUGUGGCAGCAGCUCACUACCAUUCACAGCCUGGAGGCGCAGGUGGGCGCGUGGCGCGCGGGCGGCGGCAGCGGCGCGCGCGCGCACGACGCGCAGCUGGAGGAGCUGCGCCACGCGCAGGCGCGCCUCACGCAGGAGCGGGCCGCCUGGGAGGCGCAGCGGGCCAGCGACUCGCUCGCGCUGGCGCACGAACGUCAGCAACUGGCCGCGGCGCGUCAAGAACUAGCCGAACAGCAGAAAGACGUAGAGCAGCAAAGAGAGAGGCUAUAUCGGCGACUCGAACGGUUGCAGCAACACGGUGGUUCACAAGAAGAAAUAGCGAGUGUAGGCACACUAUCGCCUGACUCCAGUGUGAGUGACACCACGCGGAGAAAAGAACCUAAAUGGCGGAACAACCGCGGUUCGACGGGGUCGGAGUCAUCGGCGUCGGCAUGCAGCGUGCGCAGCGCCGCGCUGCCGCCGCCGCAGCUGCUCUCUGCGCAGAACGAGACGCGCGCCGCCACCGUGCGCGCGCAGCCCAUCUCCCAAAUGGUGAAACAGCAAUUGCCGCUCAAGCUGGCGAGUGGCAAAAGCCAGCAGCAGCCACCGCCGGGGUACCACCGUCUCCAUGAGUCGCCUAGUGAGGGUACACAAGGCUUAGUGGUACACCAUACGCGCACGGGCAGCUCGCCCGCGCCGCUGCCCUCGCCGCAACAGCUGACCAACAAGGCCACCAGAACUAAUACCUACCCAAAGCUCCCCGACAAGUUCCGAGUGCGGUCUCCGGACGCUGCACCCGCUCCCGCUAACCCCCCGCCCCCCGCCGAAGAAGAGGUCAUCUACUUCUGACAGCAACGUGACAGCACUUCACACUCGCGAUCCUGAGACUGCCGCCUCUCCUAGGGAGCUCAGCACUCCUGGUACUUCAUGCUUUGACAUUUUCUUCAGCGACAUUGUGUGUAGACUAUGUUACAUGCAGGACUAAUACCGGCACGAGUUUAUUGUUGCCUGGUACCAUAGUUCACGGAAUCAGUGCUUGAAUUUAACACAUGUCGUUGUAAGAGUGUUUGCUGAGCUUCUUAGAAAGUUCUGUGCUCCUGGUAAUUUUUAAAAAAUUCCUUGGACCGAACAGUCUAGACUGUUUUACGUGUUGACUGUAAAUAUAAGCCUAGUGCACAGUUCUCUUUAGUAUUUGUACAUUGAAGGUCUGCGGUUACCAAGCCAAUUGCUAUUGCACUUAUACAAAACAUGACUAACUCCUAACUUGACAAUAUGAGCUACCAUUUCUACAUACACAAUAAGAAACGAAUAGUACACGUACAGUUUAGCUGUCAAAAGUAUCAACACCAUGCAAUCGGAAAUCACUAUUUUGACAGUAUUGUCAGUAAAUGUUAGUCAUUUAGUGACGUCUUUAAUUAUAACACAAAGUAAUAUACGAGCAUAGUGCCACCAAUUUUUCUGUGAUAGAUAAUUGGCUGUACAAAUCAACGACGCUACUCGUAUUACAAAUAAGUUAUGAUUCUGUGUUUAUGUAGGACAUUCCAUCAUAAAUAUACGAUCUCGUUUAUUAAAUUUCCAUUUUUUUAAUGUAUAUUUUAUUUCUUGAUCACUUAUUUAAAAAAAAUAUUUUUCAGUAAGUGUCCAGAUUAUUUGCUAUUAUUUCCAUGAAUGCGUAAUAUUUUAUUG
This is a messenger RNA of Hyposmocoma kahamanoa, 4369 nucleotides long. RefSeq names its product rho guanine nucleotide exchange factor 18 (gene cyst). Gene Ontology annotation, molecular function: guanyl-nucleotide exchange factor activity. Lineage: Eukaryota; Metazoa; Arthropoda; Insecta; Lepidoptera; Cosmopterigidae. The transcript has 29 exons. The record is from RefSeq and is a predicted model, not a curated record. Bases 137 to 3532 code for a protein of 1131 amino acids. Gene Ontology annotation, biological process: regulation of Rho protein signal transduction.